GAGGGACGUAAUGGAGGAUGCUCUCAUUGGUACGAUCUGAUGGGGUUACUUAUUAUGCCCCUUAACAAAAUGUCGGUAGUGAUAAUGAGUCGAUGAGCUUGCGUUCCUACGCGGAUAAUAAAACGGAUUUUUCUUCUCUUACUUACUCUUCCAUUUUGGUUGCUUGGCUUUAACUUCCUUUGCUUGGUAGCUCGGGAAAGCCUGAAGUUGAUGCAUCAAUCUUUAAUUACCUUGAAAUUCAAUGGUCCUUUAUCUAAUUAUUUUAUCGUUCUCAGGAAAUCACGGCUUCACCAACAUAAUCCACCAAGCCGUCUCAUUCAGUGAUAACCUCCAGAAGAGAUUCUCAAUUAUCUUAAGCAUAUGGUCGUAUGUGAACAUUCUCAGAGAUAUGGUCAACGUUCUUUGAAAACACCACUCCUUCGCUUUCUGACGGAUGCGAUCUCGGUUAGCCUCGGUCGUACAUAUCAGACACGCCUUUUAACUGACAAGCAAAUGCGGCCCGCACAUGGCGCUCGUUGCUUAUCCCGGCACGCCUUCCACUUGACAAGCUAAUGCCGCCAGUUAUAAAUAUCAAGUCACAUUAUAAGAAGCAUUAUUGGCGAGACUGCACUUUAAUACUGUACUACCCAACACAAUCUUCUUUUUGUUUCGCGCAGAUACAAUGGCUUCAAGCCAUGAUGCCCAGGUUGAUACGCCAUCUUACCCGCUGAGCCUGUCUUCAGCAACGGCGACAGGUGUUGAACCAUUAGAAAACGACCUAGACUACCCUUCAAAUAGCAAUGAGGGGUUUUCCCUGUCUCCUACUGAUGGAGGCAAAGAUGCCUGGUUAUGUCUGUUCGCCUGCUUCAUGCUAGAGGCGUUGAUAUGGGGUUUUCCAUCCUGCUAUGGUGUUUUUCAAGAAUAUUAUAGUACUAGCGACGAGUUUGCUGGAUCAAGUAACAUACCUGUCGUUGGGGCCUGUGCUAUGGGUAUCAUGUAUAUGGAUAUUAGCAUCUGGUUCGCCGUCCUGAAAUACUUUCCAAAUUUCCGCAGGUGGGCGACGCCAGUCGGCCUCGCCAUCGUUUGUCUCGCAUUAGGCCUUGGGUCAUUCGCAACUAACGUGGGCCAUCUUAUCGUCACGCAAGGCAUCAUUUAUGCCCUCGGCGGAGGUCUGGCUUGGGCUCCUGUUUUGUUCUACAUCGAAGAGUGGUGGGUGCGGCGUCGAGGGUUUGCUUAUGGCACAACCAUGGCAGGCCUGGGUUUGAGCGGUGCCAUCCUUCCGGUUGUUCUAGAAUGGCUACUUAAUUCUUACGGCUUUCGAACAACUCUACGCGUCUGCGCCCUUAGCUUUGUCGCCUUGAACCUUCCGGUCUUGUUUUUCUUCAAACCACGACUUCCUCUUUCACAGACAACUCAAUCGAGAAGCUUCGACAUGUCAUUCUGGACUUGCUCAAAUUUUCUGAUCCUGCAGUCGGCAAACAUCAUCCAGAGUCUUGGUUACUUUAUUCCCGGUAUUUAUCUCCCAAGUUUUGCGCGUUCAAUUGGUGCUAGCAGCAUCGAAAGCACAGCCACGGUUGUCCUUAUAAAUGGCGCCGCGUUCUUUGGGUGCCUGUGUAUGGGCAUGGCAGUUGAUAAAUAUCAUGUUGUUAACUGUCUACUGGUCUCCGCUAUCGGCUCGGCCGCUGGUGUCAUCCUACUUUGGGGGUUUUCUUCAUCGCUGGGAACACUUUAUACCUUCUGUCUCGUUUAUGGAGUAUUUGCUGGAUGCCAAUCGAGUGCCUGGAGUGCUGUCGUUCGUGACACGAUAGAGAAGCACAGAGGUGCGGACUCUGGCAUGGUAUGGGCAUGCUUAUCCGCUGGAAGGGGAGUGGGUAAUUUAUGCAGUGGUCCAUUCUCGGAAGCUCUCUUGCACUCAGGUAAUUGGAACGCGGCGUUGGCAUACGGUAGCGGCUAUGGUGCACUCAUCGCCUUCACAGGUGCUACUGCUUUUUUAAGCGGCUGGGGCUAUGCUGCGAAGAGAAUUGGAUGGCUAUGAGACCGGGAAUUCUGUGUUUUGUCGUGAUGUACAAUACGGAACUAGCUGGGCGGAAUGACAAAGUGGAAUAAUUAUUGUUGUAUGUCCUAACGGAUCGAUUUGACAUAUUGUGCGAGUGGAACGGACCUUCAACAUAUUGCAACCUAACUCCCCGAUCUCCCAAUUAGCGCUUGGCAUGAGCAUACCUUACCAGAGUUUUAUACUAAUCUACUGCCGUCACUGCUUUACAACCUUUCGUAGGAAAAGGUAGUUGCUCGACUGCGUACUACUGUAAC
Molecule: messenger RNA, 2289 nt
Organism: Pseudogymnoascus verrucosus
Lineage: Eukaryota; Fungi; Ascomycota; Leotiomycetes; Thelebolales; Thelebolaceae
Exons: 3
Coding region: 662-2014 (450 amino acids)
Biological process (GO): transmembrane transport
Cellular component (GO): fungal-type vacuole membrane
Molecular function (GO): transmembrane transporter activity
Source: RefSeq, a predicted model, not a curated record